CAGUUACCCUGGAGAACCUCAAAAAUGGCCGAAUGGAAACCACGUUCGCUGCUUCUGGCUCUGUGUGCCUGCUAUGCUCUAGCUGCCCCCAUGCCCGCCCCAAUGGGAGCUACUCGCCGAGAGGACGGAUCCGUCUUAGUCGGAGACAUCCUCUACUCUUCUGCGCAAUGGGAUGGUCUGCUGUCGAAAAACCUGGACUCACUCGAGAAACUUUGGCCAAGGGAAAAUGGAGUUGUAAAAAUUCCAUUUAAAAUAUCAGACUCUAAGUUGAACGGGACUCUGCUGAAGCUCGGGUUCAGCGCCUGGCAGAGCAAGACGUGCCUCGAGUUCCCCGAGUUGACAGAGUCGGACACAAGGAAAGAGUACCUGAACAUCACGAUACAGACGGGAUGUUUCUCGGGUGUGGGUUACACAGCAGGCAACGUCACGACCAUCAGUAUCUUCGGUGAUGUGUGUGGGCUCAAGGGAAUCACUCACGAGAUAGGCCAUGCAAUUGGGCUGCAUCACGAACACAGCCGUAGCGACAGGAACGACUACGUCAUCGUUAAGAUGGCUAACGUCGAAUUCAGUUCGGCCCAUAAUUUCUUCACAAAGGAUACUGUCAACUUCGGGGUUCCUUACGACUACUACUCCAUCAUGCAUUACCGCGAAAAGGGAGGCUCAGCUUCCGGCGAGCGCGUGCUGCUCGCCAAAGACGCCCGUUUCCAAGAUAUCAUGGGGGAUGCCCCAUGA
This is a messenger RNA of Hyalella azteca, 732 nucleotides long. Its product is annotated as zinc metalloproteinase nas-14. Gene Ontology annotation, molecular function: metalloendopeptidase activity; zinc ion binding. Lineage: Eukaryota; Metazoa; Arthropoda; Malacostraca; Amphipoda; Hyalellidae. The record is from RefSeq and is a predicted model, not a curated record. The transcript is spliced from 6 exons. Bases 25 to 732 code for a protein of 235 amino acids. Gene Ontology annotation, biological process: proteolysis.